CGGCCAGCUCAUAGGAGGCUAUCAUGUUUUUAUGUAUUCAAUUGAUUGUAAAUUUAGGAUAAACUUUUGAAAAGCCAAAAUUUUGGUUAACUUAACAAAAGCCUGGCAUGAUGAGUUGAUAACUUUUUGAAAAAUAAAUGCCACCUCUAGUCAUUUAGUGAUAACAAUGAUGUUCAAUUUUGGUUCCAUAUAUUUUUAUUUUUAUCUACGUGUCAGGGCUUUAGUGAAAUGGUUUUUAAGGAAGACGACGAAUCUCUGUGAACUACAACGGAUUUGCUAUGGAAAGCCAGUUGGCUUUGUGAGAACAGACAGUGUAGAGUAUUCAUUAUUAUAUUCACAAAUUCCAGAAAUUCAGUUGAUGAUAAAAACCUUAAACGGUAUUGCAGAAAGGAGAAGGUUUUCAGGAAGAAAUCAGAAAAUUGUUUUGGAACAGUCUGUCAAGACUAUAUUAAUUGUUAAGCAAGUAAAACCAAAUAUCCAUAAACAGUUCAUAGUAUCCCUAACUCGAUGUUUCGAACAUAUUUGGGGUUACAAACAACUUGUGCAUGAAGUUGAAAGUCUUCGACUAACAACUUUUGAUUCGUCGAAUGAAGACCACGAAGACAAGCUCCAGAGGUUGUGGCAAGCCUUAAUGCCAGACAUUCCAUUGGAAACCAGAAUAACUAAGCAAUGGCAAGACAUAGGAUUUCAAGGAGAUGAUCCAAAGACUGACUUUAGAGGUAUGGGAAUGUUAGGUUUAGAAAAUCUUUUAUAUUUUGCUGAAGAGUAUACUAAUGCUGCCCGACAUGUUCAUCUGCAUUCCAUACAUCCUAAGUAUGGUUAUGCAUUUGCAAUUGUUGGAAUAAAUUUGACGAGUAUGGUUUAUAAUUUGCUGAAAGAUGGGUCAGCUAAAACGCACAUUUACAACGCUUGUAAAAGUUUACCAUCAAUAAGGGCUUUUCACCAGUUGUAUUCCUGUUUAUUUUAUGAGUUUGACAAGUUUUGGAUUGAAUCUAAACCAAAAGAUGUCAUGGAAUUCAGUAAUAUUAGAAAUCAGUUUGAAACUAAUAUCAGAGAUGCCUUAACCAAUCCUAGCACGGUUUUUCAUAUAAAUUUUGUAGUUGACACUAUAUAGUUUUAAAUUGAAAUUAAUAUUGGCUCUUUGCUAAUAAAUGAUACACCUAAAUAUUCGCAUAGAUUACAUUCGAUAGUAAUGUACUUAUAUUUAAUUUAUAAAAUUUUUUAGAUAAUGAAA
Molecule: messenger RNA, 1234 nt
Organism: Nezara viridula (southern green stink bug)
Lineage: Eukaryota; Metazoa; Arthropoda; Insecta; Hemiptera; Pentatomidae
Source: the annotation of a GenBank genome assembly